Oreochromis niloticus (Nile tilapia) is the source of this 7694-nucleotide messenger RNA. It is a transcript of the gene nlgn2b, whose product is annotated as neuroligin 2b. The transcript has 9 exons. Gene Ontology annotation, cellular component: membrane. Lineage: Eukaryota; Metazoa; Chordata; Actinopteri; Cichliformes; Cichlidae. Bases 1148 to 3772 code for a protein of 874 amino acids. Gene Ontology annotation, molecular function: neurexin family protein binding. The record is from RefSeq and is a predicted model, not a curated record.
UCAGAGAGAGAGCGAGAGAGGGAGAUUGAAAAGCAGUGGGAUCUCCUUCAGUGCGGGCUUCAAAAAUAAAUGCCACUGCAUCAUCCUGAUAUUCACAGCCUUUCAGGUGUUGUUCCAAAAGCACCAGGGCUGAUCGGAAGGUGCGGGCUCUGUUUUCUCAUUCCGAGCUUUCUCUCCUCAGCAUCAGAGACCAAGUGAAGAGAGAGAGGGAGAGAGAGAGAGAGCACCACGCAAGCGCGCAAAGAAGAGAUUGGACACCUGAUUUCGGUGGGGUGUCUUCGCUGGAGCGCUGUUUCGUGUUUUAAGUCAGUCAACCUGUAAUCUUUUUUUUUCUUUAAAGGGGGCCGUUCGGCACAGCGGGGGCGCACACCGCGGAUUAUUAUCAGCGCGGGCAAAUGGGGGGAGAGAAAGAGGACAGAUCGCUGCGUUGACUUUUGAAGCGACGCGCGAGUCCUGACGCUAUAGCGUUACGCAUUUAUUUUCCUGUGAGUUCAUUUUCCCCCCUCUCUCGUUCUCCCUCUCUCCUUCCCGCGUUUGAGUCGCACUCGCUGCUGCGUCUCCACCUGAUUUAAAAAAAGAAGAAGAAAAAAAAGUCAAAUAUUCCGUGGAGAAGGAAACAUAGCAGGGGUGUUGUCAGAGAGGGAUGAGAGGAGGAGGAGGAGGGGGCCAGUAUGAGGUGUGCUUUUUUUGGAAAAGCCGGAGAAAGACGGACACCGAGAAGGUGUGCUGAUGUGCGGAAGCCUGCGACUGCGUUGCUCUCCUGAGAAAUAAUUGCGAGCCGGAGAGAAAUGGCCUAGUUAGGAGAUCAUCGACACGCCGACGGGGGAUAGAAAAGAAGAAUCGUGCUUAGAUGGACGGGCCAUCAUCAUCAUCCUAUUCUUCAUCUUAAUUCCGGUGCUUGCAUCGCGUCUUUUAGGUUUAAUUGGUAUCCCAGCUGCAGCUCUGGACCCUUCAGGAGCUCCAAAGAGGAAGACAGAUGAGACCACAGAGUCUACUGGAGAAUGCUGUCUGGCCCUCAACCUCACCAUGGCGCUCUAGGAACACCGUUAACUUGCCCCCUUCCACCAAUCCUCUUUUUGCCUUUGUCAUCCCCCAUAUCCCACUGAGUUUGUGAUCCCUCUCUGCUCCCAGCUGAAGUCCCUUUGAUAUGAGUACAAGAGCUUUUAUUUUGGACAUGUUGUUUUUUCCAUUCAGCGCUGCCAGCCACCAGGGCUAUGGCGGGAAGUGUCACUAUUCUACUCAGCAGGUCGCCAAUCACUGUCUGGUGUGGCUCUUGGGACUAGUGCUGCACCUGACGCUUUCCUCGUGUCAACGAGUUGACCUGAAACACCCCAUAGUAUCCACGAGUUACGGAAAGGUCCGUGGUAUCAGGAAAGAGCUCAACAAUGAAAUCUUGGGCCCAGUGGAACAGUAUUUAGGUGUGCCAUAUGCCACCGCACCUAUUGGCGAGAGGCGCUUCCAGCCUCCUGAAGCCCCAGGUUCCUGGCAAGAGAUUCGCAAUGCCACUCAUUUUGCGCCUGUGUGUCCCCAGAAUGUGCACGGGGUGCUUCCUGAGAUCAUGUUACCAGUAUGGUUCACAGACAACCUGGAUGCUGCAGCCACCUAUGUUCAGAACCAGAGUGAGGACUGCCUUUACCUCAACAUUUAUGUCCCCACUGAAGAUGGUCCGCUCACAAAAAAACACGAUGAGUCUUCAAUGAACAGACCCAGGGAUGAAGAUAUUCGGGAUCGCCGUAAGAAGCCUGUGAUGCUCUUCAUCCAUGGAGGCUCCUACAUGGAGGGCUCAGGGAACAUGUUUGAUGGUAGUGUCCUUGCUGCCUAUGGAAAUGUCAUCGUGGUCACUAUGAACUAUCGGCUUGGCGUGCUCGGGUUUCUGUGCACCGGGGAUCAGUCUGCUAAGGGGAACUAUGGCUUGUUGGACCAGAUCCAGGCCUUGCGUUGGCUCAAUGAAAACAUCGGCCACUUUGGAGGAGACCCAGAGAGAAUCACAAUCUUUGGCUCUGGAGCUGGUGCCGCCUGUGUGAACCUUCUCAUCCUCUCCCACCACUCCGAGGGGCUGUUCCAGAGGGCCAUCGCUCAGAGUGGCUCAGCCAUCUCCAGUUGGUCGGUGAACUACAGACCGCAGAUUUACACCAAGAUCCUGGCCAAGAAGGUUGGCUGCACCACAGGGGACAAUGCAGAGUUGGUGGACUGUCUGCGUAGGAAGAAUUUCAGGGAGCUGGUGGACCAAGACAUCCAGCCUGCCCGAUACCACAUCGCCUUUGGUCCUGUAGUAGAUGGGGACGUGGUACCUGAUGACCCUGAGAUCCUCAUGCAGCAGGGCGAGUUCCUCAACUACGACAUACUGCUGGGUGUCAACCAGGGAGAGGGCCUGAAGUUUGUGGAUGACAGUGAAGGAGAAGAUGGAAUAUCAGCUGCCUCAUUUGACUAUACUAUCUCCAACUUUGUGGACAAUCUGUAUGGAUACCCUGAUGGUAAAGAUAUCCUCAGGGAAACCAUAAAGUUCAUGUACACAGACUGGGCUGACAGAGACAACAGCGACAUGCGCAGGAAGACCCUCCUGGCUCUGUUCACAGACCACCAGUGGGUGGCCCCAGCUGUCGCCACUGCCAAACUCCACGCUGAGUUCCAGUCACCCGUCUACUUCUAUACCUUCCACCACCACUGUCAGACCGAGGCGAGGCCAGACUGGGCAGAUGCUGCCCAUGGAGAUGAGAUCCCCUAUGUGUUCGGGAUUCCCAUGGUGGGGGCCACUGACUUGUUUCCUUGUAACUUCUCCAAGAAUGACGUAAUGCUCAGUGCUGUUGUGAUGACAUAUUGGACCAACUUUGCCAAGUCAGGAGACCCUAACCUACCAGUUCCUCAGGACACCACGUUCAUCCACACUAAGCCUAACCGAUUUGAGGAGGUCAUCUGGACCAAGUUCAGCUCCAAGGACAAGCAGUACUUGCAUAUUGGCCUGAAGCCCCGUGUCAGAGAUAACUACCGCGCUAACAAGGUGGCUUUUUGGCUGGAGCUGGUACCGCACCUCCACAGCCUUCACGAGGAAAUCAUUAACUCCAUCACCACCCGUCUGCCACCUGGAGGCACCAGCCGCUGGAAGGUCCCUCAUUCUGGCACUCGCUCAACACGGCACCCUGUGGUCUCUACCUACCCACCGGAUCCUGACCCUGACAGUUCAGAGAGGCCCCGCUAUCCUCCCUUCCCCAGCGAGACGAGGGACUACUCCACCGAGCUGAGCGUAACGGUAGCUGUCGGCGCCUCGCUUCUUUUCUUGAACGUGCUGGCCUUUGCCGCACUUUACUAUAAGCGGGACAAGCGCCAUGAACUCAUGCAAAGACGCCACCGCCGACUCUCCCCGCAACGCGGCACGACAAUGGGCAUGGGUGUUGGCAUGGGAGUCGUAGGGGCCCCACCGCACAACGACCUAGCGCUGAGUCAGGAGGAGGAGCUAAUGUCACUGCAGAUGAAACAGCAGAGGGUGGAGCUAGAGCACGGGACCCCCUUACCGUCCCGCGGUGUCCACGGCGACCUGGAACCGCUGCGGCCUCCCGUGUGCCCACCUGACUACACGCUGGCCCUGCGGCGAGCGCCCGAAGAUGUGCCACUGAUGACAGCUAACACCAUUACCAUGAUCCCCAGCACCAUUAGCAGCAUGCAGCCCCUUCACCCCUUCAACACUUAUCCCCCUGUCCCAGCCCCGUCUACUACACCCGUCCCCAGCCACAGCAACAAUGCCCUGCCACACCAACACUCCACCACCCGUGUAUAGGACCAGGCACAAGCUCUGCUACCCCACUCUGGGCUUACAGAGAUGCACCACACAAACUGCUCCAUCCAAACUCCACCUUCUCUUCUUCUUUACUCUACUUUUCUCUUUUCUCAUUAAGCCCUCAACUAAAGCUGCAGUUUGUAAGAUACGAAGCAGUGAAAUACCUCUAAACUGUAACCGUAACUCAAGGUGGGGGGGACUUGAUUAAGAAAGGUCCUUUGCCAAAACACCGUCAUACUAGAUGCAUACCGCUUUUCCCCGUCAAUGCGCUUUCAACAUCUGGUGCUUUGGAGAGCCACCAAACACGCAGCUUUAAGCUUGUAGCUCUCGCAGAGGGUUCUCAGGCUCAUCAACAAUCAGUCAGACAUGUAUUGUGGUAGCUCGAUUGUUUUGCGCAUGUGUUGUUGUGUCAGUGUAAAAACUAUGUUUAACGCCCAAUGCAAAUAUUCAUUUUCACUCAUUUAGCGAAAAAGACAAAACAGUAGCGAGCAGCUUUGUUUGAGGCAACAUAUGUCCCGACAAGCUGCCUGUCAUGAAGCGCUGAUUCCCUGAAACUUACAAAUUGCAGCUUUAAAGGCCCAAUCUGGAAGUGAAAUUUGGCACCCUGUGUUUAGCACUCUGUCCCAACAGCUGUCCCUCCAUUGUGAUUUUUGGGGAUUAUUGUUUAGCGUGAAAUGUAUUUGACGGGCCUGGAGGGAAAUGGGGUGGAAUCCACUGGAUAGAGAAUCAUGACUUUUUAAUUUUAAAAUGCGAUUUUAUUAAUUAGACAUAUAUUUACUGGUUUGUUUGUUUGGGUUUUUUCUUUUUUUCUUUGGUUGUGAUGCUAACUGAAUAACAUUAAGCAUCCCAUGGAGAUUAAGUUGCUCACGCUUAAAAAGAAAACCCAACCAAAAACAAAAGUGCAUACUCACCACUGCUGCUUUCAAAACAUUUCCAGAUUGAGGCCUCAACUGUGGGGCGGUACAGGAAAUUACUGAAUCCCACUCACUUUGUGGGAUGCAACCUGGAAUCCAGGCUGCCCAUUAGAAGUCGCUGCAUUUCAGCCACACACGCUCUAAUCACAUCCAUUACAUUAUUUAUCUUCAUACCCACAAUCUCUUUUGUCUGUGUUUCCACUUCAGCUCAUUUAACCGCUUCUCUUGUUCUCGCUCUGCAUCUGCCCUUGUAGCUCUUUUUAUUAAAACCAUCGACAUAAUCCAUCUCCAUUCCUUUCCUCUUUCUCGCAAUCACUCCUAGACUCUCUUUUUCCUUUUGGAGUCUUUUAUACAAAAACACAAGUGUAAAUGAUGUAUUAUUAAUAAAUUGUAAGGAUAUGAAUGAAAAAAAAAAAAGAUAUUCUGAUAUCUCGUUUUUACCAGCAUUCUUGGUGCCAAGUACUGUGAUAAAGUUCCUCUUUUACUGGCGUCCAGUGGACCGCCUGGAGAGGUCCACCCUGACUGUAUCUUACAAAAGGAAUUACCAUAAAAAAAGUGCCAACCCCUUCAUCUUUAGUUUUGAACCACACACUUUUUUUUUUUUUAUUAUUCCACUCAAUGUUGCACUGUGGCUGGUCUCUUCUUUAAAGGGAAAUCAGAUUCAAUAUAUCCUCUUUUUCUUUUCUUUUUCUUUUUUUAAAGGAGUUUUAUUAACAACUUUAAUGUGUGGGAUAUUUGUUGCAUGUUUGGAUUUUUUUCUGGGUUUUUUUCUAGAAGUUAGCUUGCCAUUUUGAUGAUUUGCCAUUCAUUUUAUUUUGAAAAUCUUUUCUUUUUUCUUUUUAAUAUCCCGUUUCAAUAUCAGCUGCACUUUGUGGUACUUCAGAAAGUAUUAAAGUAUUAAGAGAUGAAUAUUGUGUAAAACUAUGAUUAUAACAAAGAGAGUAAAUAUUUCCUCUUUAUUUUUUUCAUUCCCUAACACACCGAGGCUGUGCUGCAAAAACUACAGGAAAGACUGAUGAAAGCCUUUUUAACCCCCCCCCCCCUUUUUUUUCCUUUUUGUUUUUUUGCUUUUUGCUGUUUCUCUUUAUCUUUUGCAAUGUCGAGCUUGCACAGUCACUGUCUCUCAAUCAACCUGAAGAUAGCACUUUUUUUUAAAGUUAGGGAAAAAAAGAAAUGACUACUUUACACAAAGAGUCUAAAUAAGGUUUUUGUCUGUGACUGGACAUUAACCUCCUGCUUCAAAGUGUUUGAGGACUGCCCGACAGUUAUCUUUUUUCCGUCUGCUCUUUUGUUGUCCCAUGUUUCUGGCUUUUGCAAAAGGCAGGAGAAAGGAUGAGAUGUAUUUAUGGUCAAAAAAAAAAGGUGAGAGAGCCUUGUAUGCGCGUUUCACAUCUUUCGCACAAUCCAACACGGACACGGGUCACACUCUGGACAAUGAGGAGGAGGGGGAAAAAAACAAAACAAAAAAAACAAAGCAAACUAAACAGAAACGGUGACAUUAGGACAAACGCUGGACAAACACGGUGCCGAUGACAAAAAUAGCGACAGUACGAUCCGUCAGUGCGCAGAGGAUAUAUUCUGAAAACCCAGUUUAACAGACAUUACUCACACAACAUAAACCGUGAUCGCAAGGUGAGCGGGAUCCCCCGUCCUCUUCCUCUCUUGUCCCCCUCCUUCCUUGUGAUGUCCCGUCUGCUUAGGAUAACCACACUCUGGAGCCAGACUGCCAUCCCUCACGCUGGACUGGAGCAAGCUGCGAGGACAAAAGAACAACAACAACAACAACAAAAAAAGAACCAAAAAAAAACAAAAAAAGGAAAAAAAAGAACCCAACAACACAUAAAAACAAACUGUACAUUUUUUUUAAGUGUAAGCGAACAAAACUGGAAUUUGUAAAUAUUAUGUUUGUCGUUUGGUUUGACUGACUGGCCGGAUCUUUUCUUUGUGACAGCAGGUGCAAGUUUCGGUGACUUACAUGGUUUUCAAAUAUGUUCGAUUCUCCUUUGUUUCCUUGAACUCAAGGUCAGGUUCCAGUAGGUUGUGUGGGCACAGCGUGGUUGAGGGCAGCGUGAACAUGAAAAAGGAAUGUCUACGGCUCAGGUUCGCAUAGAUUGUGAUAAAAAUAGUCUUGCCUAAAAUGUGACGUACAGGCCUGACACUAUUCCAUCAAUCAUGAAGGCAGCUUUUGAGUGAAAUGAAUCCCUUCAUUGGUUAAAAAAAAAAAAGAAAAGCCAAAGAACAGUUGUGGAGAACACACGAAAAAAGAGGAAAUUGAGAAGAUUUGUGAAAUGAGGCUUGGAAAAAACAACAUGUUAGUUCUUUAAAUAUGCUCAAAAAUAGAAAAAAAAGAUUUUUUUUUCUUUUUUUCUUUGUGAUACUGUUGAAUUUACUUGUUAGUGUCUCACAUUGUCUUGGGCAUUGUCAUACAGUAUAACCUGUAAUUGGGAAGUUGUGAAAUCCUUUGUAUUCUUUUAGUCUAAUUUCAGACUCUAGUAACCACGGUGGUUGUUUUGCUACCUUUUUGCAAUCUUGUCUGCACAUUGAGUUUUGGGGAUUAUUGAUCCAGCUGUUUGUUAGUGAGUUUAAGUUAGCCACAGCAUAACAAAAUGUGUGUUUUUCUUUCCUUCUUUCUUUUUUCCUUCUUUUUUGGAAAUGAGGGAUUUGGACGAGCCAACAGAUAACGGAAGCACACUCACCAAGUUUACAUGUUUACACUACAGUUUUGAUGUUGGCUUAAGGUAAAGGGAGAAAGUAUUACACUGAUCCAAAUAUCUUCUUCUUCUUAUAUAAGAUUUAAUGCCGGAAAGGUAAAGUGAAGGCUUGCACCUGUUUGUCUGUUUCAUUUGAUUCAGUAAAACCUGCUUGAGGCUCAAGAGACUGUGAGAGAGCAUAAUGACCAGAAGGGGUUGAAAGAAUUAAAGUUAAUAUUUCUAUUUCAAAUAGAGGCUAUUACACACUGUAUGUUGUGUAUCUGAACUGGAAAACAUUAAAAGACAUUCUUAAACAAA